This is a messenger RNA of Psilocybe cubensis, 2007 nucleotides long. RefSeq lists its product as uncharacterized. Lineage: Eukaryota; Fungi; Basidiomycota; Agaricomycetes; Agaricales; Agrocybaceae. Gene Ontology annotation, biological process: DNA integration; DNA recombination. Bases 1 to 2007 code for a protein of 668 amino acids. The transcript has 7 exons. Gene Ontology annotation, molecular function: DNA binding. The record is from RefSeq and is a predicted model, not a curated record.
AUGCCAAAGUCUGCUAAAAUAUCUAUCAAGCCAAAAUCAGCCGUAAAUAUACCUCCAAGCUAUGCUGACAUUCGAAAAACCGCAACAGAUGGAAUCAAGCAGCACGGAAAGGCUGCAGCAACCACCGAAAACUAUUUCGGACAUAUUCGACGUGGAAGACAAUUUCUAGAGAACUUUGUUCUUGAGGAAAGUCGGGCAGAAGGGGAAUGGUGUGGGAAUGAUAAUGCUGCUCAAAAUUUGUCAACAGAAGGCGAGGAAAGCAUUCAAUCACUCAAUAGUACUGAAUUUUGCAUGCCUGCUCAGUUUCGAGAAGCAUUUGACAGUUUUCCUAUUGAAUGCACCCCCCUUGCCAUUUCUAUGUUUAUCGCAUUCAAGUGCUACACGCAUAAUCGUGGCAAAUCAACGGCAUCUGCCAUUCAUGCUGCAUUUCUUCGGCACUAUGACCAGAUGAGCGGUGACAAAUAUCGUGGAAAGUGGCAUUUUGAUGUUCAUAGCAAAGAAUGGGUAGGAAAUCCAGUGCGAUCUGCAGAAGUCGAGGAUCAAGUAGCCGCUUGCAAACAAAAAGACGGCGAAGGCGAAAGAAAACACUCACGCGCAAUAUCAAUUCAAGAUAUGCAAUAUCUACUUCGCAAUUUUAAACAUAAAUGCCCUUCAAUUGAUUCAUCGCGCAAGUUGCUGAAUCAGCGAAAGGAAAUCACGGCAAGGUGUAAUCACCUUUUGUUUAAUGCAUUAUCUACAUCUGCGUUUACAAUAUGGAUGAGGGUUGGCGAGGCCACUUCUCUCCAGUACAAGCACUUCGAGUUUCCUAUGGGUCGUCAACGCACUAGUAACGGCCACCAUUUUUUUAGGCUUAAUCUACGAAACCGGAAAAACUGGCAAAAGCGGGAAAAGAAUGGGGAACAUCAGCUAAGCGGCCACACAUAUAUGAUUUAUCAACAACCAAAAACGCCGGAAAUUGAUAUGUAUACACACCUCCUGGACUGGCUUGAGUUUUACGAGGCCAUCCUUCUUGGUAGACCACUCCAGCCCGACGACUUUAUAUUUCCAAUAAUAGGAACAAACGGCAUAUCUGUCCAGCCCUCUCGAGCAAUGACAGCCGAAAUUGCUCAAAAGAAAAUCAAUCAAAUGGCCUCUGAGUCUGGUAUUCACGGUGCAGCAUUUUUUACAACGCACUGCUUUAGACGGGGCGGUGCACAGUACAGAUUUAUGUUUGCACCGCUUGGAGAGCGAUGGACAUUGGCUCGGAUACGAUGGUGGGGUGGAUGGGCAACUGGAGAGCAUCGGGAUACCUUAAUCAGGUAUCUUUUAGAUGAGCUAUACACUUACGAAGAAGAUCACAGCAACGCCCUUUGCCCCAAAAAUGUAGCAGAUGAUCUGAACGUAGAUCACAAGUUGGUAUUGAAUGCUGCACCCCCGGCCGAAAUUGUUGCUGGAUUUACUCGCCAAGUUGCUCAACAAAUUGACACCAUCCAUUCUCGUCUCAAGGAACUACAAGAACAACACACUACGGAAAUCACGGUACCUCAUUCCGUGCAAGGUUUCUCCGGCUCAAGUAACUGCACAUCAGUUGACUUGGAGUCUGAAAUGCCCACUCCGGCUGUUUUUACUUCACCCCACCACCUCACUGGUUUGAUUCGCUUUGACGACAGUAAGAAAGGUGUCGAUUCACGUCGUCACCUUAUUCCAGGCCUUCCCCGAAAGCUUCUUGCAAGGGCUUUUGAACAAGUGGCAAAAGAUUGGGAAGAAGCAGAUCCUGUCCGAUCUCUUUAUGUCCCAAUGAAGUUAUGGGAUCCUCAGUGGCAUAAGGACUCUGGCGAGUCACAGAAGUAUGGACAGCGCCAGACGGUUGCUCUGGAGUUUAUUGACCACUACAAGCGAGAUAAAUCGGCAUUCAUGCUCGCAUAUCCAGAGCACUCCAAGGGCUUUACGCCCCUGCUAAAAGCUAUCCGAAAAGCACAGCAAAUUCGAGGUGAAUGCGAGCAGCGCCGCCGCAAGAUCAUCAUUUGA